UUUUGUAAAACCCUACAGCCUCGGCCAACUCGUCUCCCUCGCGAAGCGAAUAGAAAAAUGGCUUUGUAUUCGAUUCUCCGCAGGGCGUCGUCGCCGGCCCUGCACCUCGCUCUCCGGUCUGCUGCAACCCCCAGAAGCUUCCACUCCGCCAUCUCCGCCGCUAUCACCGUCGGGAAGCGUGAUUUCAGUCAAGAACUUAACCCGGCUUCCUUUCUGAAAAUUCUACGAUCUUAUUCGACCGCGCCUGCGAAAAGUAGCGCCGACGCUAGUCUUGUUCGCGUUCUUGAGUCUGAGAUUAAAUGCGCCGAGGAAGAUGAUCAGAAUGGCGUAGACGAAAUCCCAGAAGGUUUUCCUUUUGAAAUCCAAGACAAUCCUGGAGAAAGAACCAUAUCGCUCACUAGAAAGUAUGAGGAUGAAAUCAUCAAAAUUGAAGUAGAUAUCCCUAAUGUUUCAGCUGAAGAAGAAGAGGAUAACGACGAAGCUGGUGAGAAUGAUGAACAGGCACGUGAAGAAUCCAGCAUUCCCCUCGUCGUGAGCAUUUCCAAGGAUAGCGGAGUAUGUCUUGAAUUUGGUGUUACCGCAUUCCCGGAUGAAAUAUCUAUAGAUCAUUUGUCAAUCAAGCAACCUGAUGGUUCUGAAGAUCAGCUUGCAUACGAAGGGCCCGAGUUCCAUGAUUUGGACGAGAACUUGCAGAAAGCUUUCCACAAGUACCUUGAGAUUCGUGGGAUUAAACCUAUCACAACAAAUUUCUUGCAUGAGUACAUGAUCAACAAAGACAGCCGAGAGUACUCGAUGUGGCUGAAGAACUUGAAGAAUUUUAUUGAGAAGUAAAUCUAACCAGCCCCCACUCUUUUAGAGGAUGUUUAUGAACUCUUUUAUUACAGCAUUAUUUAGGCUUUGUAUUAUGAUAUUGUGAGCUAGGGAAGGUUUGCCUUCGAUUUUGAGAACCAUAUAAAAAGUAAACCAUCCUCUUAAAAGGAUGGUUCAUUUAUCUAAGGAUUUCCAUAUGCUUGAGAUACUUUGAGUUUUUCGAUCGAUUGUAUCAAGGUGUAUUCGGAAGUGAUUUUGGCAA
Messenger RNA from Momordica charantia (bitter melon), 1072 nucleotides. RefSeq lists its product as uncharacterized. NCBI's taxonomy places the organism in Eukaryota, Viridiplantae, Streptophyta, Magnoliopsida, Cucurbitales, Cucurbitaceae. The record is from RefSeq and is a predicted model, not a curated record. Gene Ontology annotation, cellular component: mitochondrial matrix.